Molecule: messenger RNA, 2376 nt
Organism: Mucor velutinosus
Lineage: Eukaryota; Fungi; Mucoromycota; Mucoromycetes; Mucorales; Mucoraceae
Exons: 4
Coding region: 1-2376 (791 amino acids)
Biological process (GO): trehalose catabolic process
Cellular component (GO): cytoplasm
Molecular function (GO): calcium ion binding; alpha,alpha-trehalase activity
Source: RefSeq, a predicted model, not a curated record
AUGCUAGCCUCAGAUUCCCUGACAGACAACAAUGACAUUGAUGUGCAUGCUCCCGCACAAACAUACUACACCACUGGAAUCAAUGCCGGCAGCAACAUCAACCGAUUGCGCACUCUUUCUGGGCGCCAUGAAAUACCCAAGCAUUCCACGAACAGUAAUGACAUGCCCUUUCAAAGAAAGCGCAGAGCAUCGCAUGAUGACAAGAACAAGGCACGGAAAUUUUUGCUUGAUGUCAAGGAGACACAAAGAAUCUUGGUUGAGCAAGAGGAUACGGAUGGCGAUUUUCAGAUUACCGUCAAUGAUUUGGGUCCAAAAUCGCUUCUCGUGGGCAGCGCUGACUCGGGUGGUUACCGCAAGAUUGAGAUCCGUGGCACAUACAUGCUAUCCAAUCUGUUGCAAGAAUUGGCGCUUGCUGAAGACUAUGGCCGCAAGCAUAUUGUACUGGAUGAAGCUCGUCUCAAUGAGAAUCCCGUUGACCGACUGUCUCGCAUGAUCCGACAUAACUUUUGGGAUGGACUCACUCGUCGUAUUGAUGCCGAAGGGCUGGAACGCAUCUGUUUAGAUCCUAAAAAUAGAUCUGCCAACCAUAGCCCUCGCAUCUAUAUUCCUUUUGACGAGGAUGAAGUAUUCGACUACUAUCAAAAUGUUGCCAACACCAAGAAACAUCUAGGCCUGGAAGUGGAGAGACUGCCUCAGGACAUCACGCCAGAGUACGUCCAGAGCAUCAACAGCAAGCCUGGUAUUCUGGCGUUGGCUCUCAAGAAGGUAAAGGACCUGGAUACUGGUGAAGCUACUUUUAGCGGUGUUCCGUUUGUUGUGCCUGGAGGUCGAUUCAACGAAAUGUACGGCUGGGAUUCCUACUUUGAAGCAUUGGGCUUAUUGAUUGAUCAUCGCGUGGAUUUGGCGCAAGGUAUGGUUGAGAACUUUGCUUACGAAAUCAAGCACUACGGGAAAAUCUUGAACGCCAAUCGCUCCUACUAUCUGACCAGAUCACAGCCCCCAUUUUUGACAGACAUGGCACGACAAGUCUAUUUAAGAUUAUCUGGGUGCGACAAUGACAAAAAAGCAUGGUUGCGUUCUGUGUUACAAGCUGCCAUGAAGGAGUACCACACGGUGUGGAUGGCUGAACCUCGUUUGGACCCCAAAACACAGUUAUCACGUUUCCGACCCGAUGGCAAAGGCAUUCCGCCUGAAACAGAGGCUUCUCAUUUUGACCAUGUCAUUCAACCCUAUGCCAUAAAAGCCAGCCUGAGCAUCAGUGACUACAUGGAAGCCUACAACAACGGUGCUAUUAAGGAACCCGAACUGGACGAGUACUUUUUGCAUGACCGAGCUGUUCGUGAAUCAGGCCAUGACACCACCUACCGCUAUGAGGGACGAUGUGCUAAUCUCGCUACCAUUGAUCUGAAUGCACUCUUGUACAAGUAUGAAACAGACAUUGCAGACAUGAUGACAGACUAUUUGGGCGGUGACCUUGUCGACUAUGAUGGCGUCGCGCAAGAAGCCUCUGUGUGGAGAAACCGUGCUCAAUUGAGAAGAAACCGCAUUGAUCACUACCUGUGGAAUGAGGAGCAUGGCAUGUAUUUUGACUAUGACACCAAAACAGAACAACAGAGCACAUACGAAACAGUGACAACCUUCUGGGCCAUGUGGGCUCAGUGUGCCAGUCAGGAACAAGCUGAGAAAAUGGCUCGUCAGGCGCUUCCCAAGUUUGAAGUAAUGGGUGGUCUCGUAUCUGGCACAGUGGAAUCAAGAGGUGUCAUCAGCUUGGAUCGCCCCAAUCGCCAAUGGGAUUUCCCUUUCGGCUGGAGUCCUCAUCAAAUUCUCGCCUGGCGUGGGUUUGAGAACUAUGGUAUGACUGAUAUCCAACAGAGGCUAGUCUAUCGCUGGUUGUAUAUCAUCACCAAAUCAUUUGUUGAUUUUAAUGGUGUUGUGCCUGAAAAGUAUGACGUUGUGAGUUUGACGCAUAAGGUGCAAGUGGAAUACGGUAAUGUGGGUGUAGACUUCAAGUAUGUUCCUCGCGAGGGGUUUGGCUGGAUGAAUGCAUCCUAUCAAAUUGGCUUGAGCAUCAUUCCAAAGCAGAUGCGUCGUGCACUUGGUACAUGUACAAGUCCGGAUGUCUUUUUUGAGAGAACCGCUGCCGCUAACAAGAGGCAGCAUGUGGUUGAAACAGCUAAAGCCAUCACUCAGAAUGGUCAAACGACGGCUGCGAUUACUGUUAUCGUUCCACCAGAAUCAUCGGUUAUCAUCAACAGUGGAUUCAAGAGAAAGGCCCCUUCGUUGUCACCUGAUACGAGUCAGCAAGAUCUUGCAUCAUAUGCUACUAUGGAUAGCGCACUUACUACACCAGAAGAUGAGUCUAAUUUUUAUGUCUAA